This is a messenger RNA of Hibiscus syriacus, 1848 nucleotides long. RefSeq names its product vesicle-associated protein 1-2-like. The record is from RefSeq and is a predicted model, not a curated record. The transcript has 8 exons. Gene Ontology annotation, cellular component: endoplasmic reticulum membrane; plasma membrane. Lineage: Eukaryota; Viridiplantae; Streptophyta; Magnoliopsida; Malvales; Malvaceae. Gene Ontology annotation, biological process: endoplasmic reticulum membrane organization. The coding region runs from base 971 to 1687 and encodes 238 amino acids.
CUCAUCACCACUAAACCCAAUAUACCAAAAGUCUUCCCCCAAGUCUCUAUCUACCUCAAUAAUUCCACUCUUCUCUAUCUUCUUCUAUCACAGACCAGAAAAAAGAUUCCCAGAAAAUGGAGGGUCUUAUCCCUUUGGUUUACCGAACACUGAAGAACACCAAAAGCCGCAGGCAAUACGAGUGUCUCUCGUCCAGCGUACCUCAACCUCACAACAUUGCGGAUCUUGACGUUCAGAGUCAGAGUCCGAGUGGUAGUCAUUUCUAUAUGGAACCGAAUAAUAAUUCUGUUGAUGAGAGGAAUAUCGGCAGCUGCAGUCACCACCGACGGAUGUCCAUGGGAGAUGUCUCUUCGUCCGCGGAAGGGAUGAAAAUUACCAUGGAUUCUCCGACACCGGCAGGGACGGAACUUACGAGGUUUAGGAGCCACAGGAUGUUUUCAUGUGUGACCGGUUGCUAAAAGAUACGUACCAUCCUUUGCUUUUGCAAUCAAAUGUUCAUUGCAGGCACAAUUAGAACAUGAAUUUGUUAUUUGUAUGUAUGUAUGUAUGUAUGUAUGUAUCAUAAACAGAUGAUAUCGUCAUUAGAAGACAAGCCAACCCAAAGCCAUAGUAUGGUCCAAAACGAGGAAGCCAUUGAUAUUUUGUAUUCUCAAUUAACUAUCAAUAAAGUUGGAGCCUUUCUUUUAAGGUCCAUGGUCAUUACUCAACAAGCAACUAUAAACAAUCUAAAUAUAAAACUGACACAAAUUAACGAUGGAGAUAUAAAAGCGAUCAAUCCAAUAAUUUUGGUGGGUUCAAGUGAUAUUAGCUAAUAAUAAGAAGAAGAAGAAGGAAUUUUUUUUUGAAACAAUGAGUUUAUAAAAACCAAUAAUAAAGGGAGAGAAUGGAUUCCUUCUCGUUCGUUUUCAUUUCUUUUUUCUCUGUUUUUUAGAGAUUAAGCGAGUCCUCGAUUAAAUCCCAUUGCUUCGAAAUGAGCACGGGCGAACUUCUCAACGUCGACCCUGUAGAGCUCAAGUUUCCUUUUGAGCCGAAGAAGCAGAUCUCAUGUUCUUUUCAAUUGUCGAAUAAAACUGAUGAUUAUGUAGCUUUCAAGGUGAAAACAACAAAUCCGAAAAAGUAUUGUGUUCGUCCCAACACGGGGAUCGUUUUGCCUAAAUCAACCUGCGAGGUUAUAGUUACCAUGCAAGCGCAAAAGGAGGUCCCUGCUGAUAUGCAAUGCAAGGACAAAUUCCUCCUCCAAACUGUAAAAGCCCCUGAUGGUGCAACUCCAAAGGAUAUUACCGCGGAAAUGUUCAACAGAGAAGCUGGGAAUGUGGUUGAGGAAUGCAAGUUGAGAGUGGUCUAUGUUUUUUCACCUCAAGAUGCAGCUGCACAUGAUGGGUCUGAAGUAGGGUCUUCAAUGAGAGGAUCCGUCUCGGACAAUGGCCAGGCGAACGCUACUGAGUUCGUUAUGGCUGCAAGAACAUUUACAGAAGAAGUUCAAGAUAAAUCUCCUGAGGCAAAGGCUCUUAUAACAAAGCUGACUGAAGAGAAAAAUAAAGCAAUUCAACAGAAUAACAAGCUUCGCAAAGAGCUGGAACUGUUGAAGCGCCAAACCGGCAAAGGUGGCGGCGGUUUGUCAUUCAUGCUUGUGUUCUUGAUCGGCUUGGUCGGAUUAAUCACGGGAUAUAUCAUGAAGAGACCGUGAACGGCGACUGAUCUAGUCGGCUCAUCUGCCUGAUUUUCCCUUCAUCUGGAGAAGUGCAGUAAAACGGAAGAAAAACAGAGGGUCUUCUGCUGGUACUUGCAUUAGGUAACCUUAUGGAAUUAGCAAAAACUUGUUAAGGCUAAGGUCCUUUGGGUUUGGUA